AUGAAACAACCAAUCUUAAACAAAGGAUCAAAACCUGAAAAAAAUCCAACUUCUUACAAUAACGACGGGUUCGGAAGAGACACUUAUAUUUCAUACAACAAUGGUGGCAAUUUCGGCACUGAAUUCAGAUUUCUCACGACUCAACAAAACAGAACAGGCAUGAACAUGAUGCCAAGUCCUGCAUCCAGAGCCUCAGAAGUACCCUAACGCAUAUUCUAUUAAUGUGAUGGAACUGGGAGGGACACCUAUGUGUUAUUAAAUGUGUAGGAGAAGUACUCUCCUAUGCAAAAUUACAAGAGGAUGCUUCGAAGCACGGAUCAAUUCUUCUCCAGUCCCAAAUACAGGUAUGAAUUGCCACCACUUGCACGAGAAAGGUUCAAGAGAACUCAACAGUCUCAGAGGAGUCUCAUCGGUCGAUUAUCUUAACCUAAGCUGAAACAAAGUUGUUGA
This is a messenger RNA of Paramecium tetraurelia, 450 nucleotides long. RefSeq lists its product as uncharacterized. The record is from RefSeq and is a predicted model, not a curated record. The transcript is spliced from 2 exons. NCBI's taxonomy places the organism in Eukaryota, Ciliophora, Oligohymenophorea, Peniculida, Parameciidae.